Saccharomyces cerevisiae S288C is the source of this 633-nucleotide messenger RNA. RefSeq names its product flavodoxin-like fold family protein (gene RFS1). The record is from RefSeq and is marked reviewed. The coding region runs from base 1 to 633 and encodes 210 amino acids. NCBI's taxonomy places the organism in Eukaryota, Fungi, Ascomycota, Saccharomycetes, Saccharomycetales, Saccharomycetaceae. Gene Ontology annotation, molecular function: oxidoreductase activity; FMN binding. The transcript has a single exon. Gene Ontology annotation, cellular component: membrane raft; cytoplasm.
AUGCCGAAAGUCGCUAUUUUGAUUUAUUCAGUGGACGAUAUAAUUGCCACAUUAGCAGAAAAUGAAAAAAAAGGUAUAGAGAUAGCUGGUGGUGAGGCUGAGAUUUUCCAAGUGCCAGACGUCAGCUAUAAAACUGAAUAUGCGACAGAAGAGGGAAAAGAGGCAGCCAAAGUCGCCAAAACUAAUGCAGAUUUUUCCUAUAAAAUCCUAACAAGAGAAACGUUGGUUGAGUACGAUUACUACUUAUUCGGAAUACCUACUAAGUUUGGAAACUUCCCCGCGGAGUGGAAAAGCUUUUGGGACUCGAAUACUGGUGGGCUUUGGGCAAAGGGUUCUCUCCAUGGCAAAAUUGCCGGUUUGUUUGUUUCAGGCGCAAUAAGCGGCAAGGGUGAUACAGAAAUGUGUAUCAUGAACGCAAUGAGUACUCUGGUCCAUCAUGGUGUCAUUUAUGUCCCAUUGGGGUAUAAGAACGCAUACAAGGAAUUGACCGACGUUGAAGAUGUGAACGGGUCUUGCGCCUGGGGCGCAGGAUGUGUUUCUGGAAUCGACGGUGGCAGACCUCCCAGUUUAUCCGAGCUAAGAGUUCACCAACUUCAAGGGAAGGCCUUUUACGACCGUAUCAAAGAUUUGUAA